GCUGGAUUCACGAUGGAGCGCGAGGGGGGACGUGGUGGAUAUCGGAGCAGCAGCCCAGCCGCCUGAGCCCGACCGAGGGACCGCAGCUUCUCCGGGGGAGGGCCGGCUGCCAGCGGCGCUUGGCAAUCCGUAGCUCCGCCGAGGACCUUCCUCCCCAGAGGUGGGAAGGGGAGCCGGAGGACUCGCUCCCCCGCGCCUCCCGCUUUCUCCGCUGGCAAGCGGAGGGGAAGCCGACUGGCGGCGGCGGGCGGGAGAGCGGGCGAGCCGGCCGAACGCCGACCCCUUCGAAGCGGCCGGAGCGCGACCCCCGCGACCCCGCUUGGGGCCGCCUUUUCUCCUUUUCGUUCACUUUCCUCCGACGCUUCGCUCCCGGGAGGGUUCGGAAACGGCGGCGGAACGCCUCUCCCCCCCGAGAGUAGCGACUGGUUUUCGGCGCGCGCGUCCCUGCUGCCCCGCUCCUUCGGUCCUCGUCCCCUUGUCGUGCGAUCCUCAUGAAAAAUCACAUCUGGGGCAGCACCCCCCGGGCGCCCAUGGCUGCAGCGAUGCCGUGGAAGAGCGUGGAGUGGCUGCAGGAGGAGCUCGAGUCCAGCGGGGGCAGCUCGCUGCUGCUGCUCGACUGUCGGCCCCACGAGCUCUUCGAGUCCUCGCACAUCGAGACCGCCAUCAACUUGGCUAUCCCGGGCCUGAUGCUCCGGCGCCUCAAGAAGGGCAAUCUGCCCAUCCGCUCCAUCAUCCCCAACAACGAGGACAAGGAACGCUUCGUCAAGCGCUGCAAGGCAGACACCGUCCUGCUGUACGACGAGUCCACGGCUGAGUGGCAGCAGGACGGCGGGGCCCCCACCUCCGUCCUCGGCCUUUUGCUACAAAAACUCCGCGACGACGGCUGCAAGGCGUAUUAUCUGAAAGGUGGAUUCAAUAAAUUUCAGACUGAAUACUCAGAGCAUUGUGAAACCAAUCUCGAUAGUUCUUCUCCUGCCAACUCUCCUCCUGCCUCUGUCCUUGGUCUGGGAGGGCUGAGGAUAAGCUCUGAUUGCUCAGAUGGAGAAUCUGACCGGGAACCCAGCAGUGCCACAGAGUCUGAUGGGAGCCCAAUCCCAAACAACCAGCCGGCUUUUCCUGUCCAGAUUCUUCCCUAUUUGUAUCUGGGUUGUGCCAAAGAUUCCAGCAACUUGGAUGUCUUGGGCAAAUAUGGCAUCAAGUACAUUUUGAACGUCACUCCCAAUCUUCCCAACAUGUUUGAGCAUGACGGAGAGUUCAAGUACAAACAGAUUCCCAUCUCGGAUCACUGGAGUCAGAAUCUCUCCCAGUUCUUUCCUGAGGCCAUCGCUUUCAUUGAUGAGGCCCGUUCCAAGAAGUGUGGCAUUCUAGUCCACUGCCUGGCUGGCAUUAGCAGGUCUGUAACAGUAACUGUGGCCUAUUUAAUGCAGAAGCUCAAUUUGUCUCUGAAUGAUGCCUACGACUUUGUGAAAAGGAAAAAGUCCAACAUUUCCCCCAAUUUUAACUUUAUGGGACAGCUUCUGGACUUUGAAAGAACUUUGGGAUUGAACAGCCCAUGUGAUAAUCGCUCGCCUGGGGACCAGCUUUAUUUUACCACCCCCACCAAUCACAACUUGUUUCAGCUGAACACGUUGGAGUCCACAUGAAGGAGAUUUUGAUUGGGGAACCUCAAACCUUGAAUAGCUUCUGUUGAGCAUUUCAAAUUCAUUGAUGGAAAAAGUUUUUCAAGUCAGCUUUGAAAGAACUGGUCUCUCCAAGCAGAGCUGUCUGGUUGCUGCUUAAUUGGAAAAGUGUGCACCAUUUAUUAGUAUUCGGAUGCGAAUCCAAGUGGUUCAGAAGAGUUACUUUAUUCACCAGAAUUAUUUGAUAUUGGGAAUGCCCUGACAUUCUGAAUGCAGCUGUUACUGGCAAUAACUGUUUUCUGAUGUGUGUAGAGACUGAAAUGAUACAUACCACACAUGCACACGUAUCACACACAAGUGUAUUACUGGAUCAGUGUGGGUUGGCUUGGUGUGGAAAGUAAAGAAGACUUGUGCACUUAGCAAACUUGACCAAUAAGUGUUGGCCUGAGACUGUUCUUUUACAUCCCAGUUUACUUUUUUUAAAAAGAGGUAAUCUUUACUCUUUCUUGGGUUCAAGCUCUUUUUCAAUAUGUAAGUUCCUGACUGUUUGUACAGACCAGGUUGAAAAACCAGUAUUUUAUUCUGUUGUUGUUCAAUUUCAUGUUUUUUAGAUAUGAGAGAGAGAGAUGAAAAUAAUUCAAAUGUUUCUAUUGACCAAAUGCAUUUUGCACACUCUGUAAAGCCUUGAUAUGUUCUCUAGCAUGUUACUGGUAACUGGGGGUGGGAUGGGGAAAAGAGAAAGACUUGUUGCUAUACCUAGGUAGCAUCUCGCUGGAGUUUUCAUGAUUUAUGAGAGCCAGUUGGUAUACAAUACCCCUCUGCACCAUGUCCACCUUCACAAUCUUUUCUGCACUGACUCAGCCAAGGUGACUAAGCGCCAAUGUGCUUUCUGAUUUAAAAAAAAAAAAAAAUCUUUGCCAAAACACCCCCCACCCCCAGACCCCACCAUCGCAUCCUAUUCUGUACCAAUCACCACUCUGUUCAAUAUUACCUGAGAUAACAUCUCGUAUGACCUCCACCCAGAGCUGGUAGAAGCAUGCUUGGGGGCUCUUGGUUGCUAUGUGCAGCCUUUUUGACUGUUAACAUCACCCAGCUGGCCUGAAAUCACUCCAGCUUCCAAAGCAAUGAAAAUGCUGUUCGUGUUGUUGGCGUUUAUCUGGCACACUUGAUUCUUAUAUAUAUAUAUGGGCGCGUAUAUAUGUACAGGUGCAUAUAUAUGUACAUAUAUAAAUAUAUUGCAUGGGAGGAGCAGCCUGGAGGUGAACAAAGAAACAAUAUUGCUGUUGUAGAAGGCUUAAGCACAGACUUCCUAAUGUAGCCUUCCCUCAUCUGGUACUUUCCAGAUGGAUUGAGAUGGCAGUGCCCAGAAUUUCCAUUCAGGCAAGUUUAGUCAAAGUUUGCCUGGUGAUUUUGGGAAUUGUGGUCCCAGCAUGUGGAUGAAGCCAGUAUGGGAAAGUAACUUGAAGGUACAACCAGAAGGUACUUUGAAUAGGAACCAUGGGGCACCAUGGGAUUACACUACUUAGGAAAAAAAGGUGUGUAUGUGUGGGGGGAAGGCUAGUUAAUUAUGGAGGCGAUUGGAGGUUUUUGGGGAGAACUUUUUUGGGAUAACUUCUUUGCUGUGCCUUCUAUAACAAGAAGACUUGUCUAUAUUCCUCAUUAAUGUGUUAUACUAGAUGAGAGAAAAGUGGUGCUUAACUUUUUCUUGGGAGGAGGGCAGAAUGGACAUGGAAAAAUAUUGGCUGCAGUGUAGUCCCUCCUUUUUCCCACCUCCCUUUCCACUUUCACUCUCAAAGUAAACUUAAAAAGCCACGGAGUCUUUUUUUUCCCCCCCCCUUAAAUAUUCAUUUUUUAAAUAUCUUUUUUCAAAAGUAAAUAAAUCUCCACAUGGAAGAAUGUUUAAUGCUGUCACAUCAUGGAACUGUGAUGUGUGUGUGCGCGCUUUUAAGAAAAUAUUGGAAUGAUUUUUUUUAAUGUAACAACGUUAGGGUUAUUGGGUCAUUGAGACAGGAAAAGUGGAGCACUACGCAUGGAUGAGCAAGCAGAUGAGGAAUCUCCUAACUGCAUUUUACCUCAAGGAGAGAAAUUUAGUUUAUCAGGGAUUUAGUGCAUCUGUAUCUUAAGCUGGUUUGUAUAAAGGCUUCCUGUGCCACUGGUGGUCUACUUAAAAAUGCAUCCUCUUCGUAUACGCAAGAAUUUGUUAGUGAGGGACAGCAUUUGCUUUGUGUUUAUGAAGGAAAAAAUGAGUGACCCUAUAUAUCCUGAACCCAAUAUUGGGACUUUGUUUAUAUUGCAAAUAAAUACUAUUUUUUCUU
Messenger RNA from Python bivittatus (Burmese python), 3934 nucleotides. RefSeq names its product dual specificity phosphatase 7 (gene DUSP7). Gene Ontology annotation, molecular function: protein tyrosine/threonine phosphatase activity; MAP kinase tyrosine/serine/threonine phosphatase activity; MAP kinase tyrosine phosphatase activity. Gene Ontology annotation, cellular component: cytosol; cytoplasm. Lineage: Eukaryota; Metazoa; Chordata; Lepidosauria; Squamata; Pythonidae. The record is from RefSeq and is a predicted model, not a curated record. Gene Ontology annotation, biological process: negative regulation of MAPK cascade; peptidyl-tyrosine dephosphorylation.